CUGAAUGCUCUCCUAGAAAAGGGUUCCGCGGGUGGCUCUACAAAGAUCUCCAUCAAUGAUUUCAUUGUCAAGGCAUCUGCUCUGGCAUGCCUCCGCGUACCUGAAGCGAACAGUUUUUGGAUGGACACCUUUAUCCGUCAGAAUAACAACGUUGAUGUAAGCGUUGCUGUCAGCACUCCAUCCGGCUUGAUAACUCCAAUUAUCUUCAAUGCUCAUGCUAAAGGUCUCGCCACUAUAUCCGCUGAGGUGAAAGAGUUAGCUGCACGCGCAAAGGAAGGCAAACUUCAGCCACAAGAGUUCCAGGGCGGUACUUUCACUGUCUCGAAUCUUGGUAUGUUUGGCAGCGUCACUGAUUUUACUGCUAUAAUCAAUCCUCCACAAUCAUGUAUCCUUGCCAUCGGUGGAGCUGAGACAAAGAUGGUCCCAUGUGAAGAAAAUGGGUACGUCCUCUGA
This is a messenger RNA of Cylicostephanus goldi, 453 nucleotides long. NCBI's taxonomy places the organism in Eukaryota, Metazoa, Nematoda, Chromadorea, Rhabditida, Strongylidae. The record is from the annotation of a GenBank genome assembly.